Molecule: messenger RNA, 1051 nt
Organism: Gossypium arboreum
Lineage: Eukaryota; Viridiplantae; Streptophyta; Magnoliopsida; Malvales; Malvaceae
Exons: 2
Coding region: 171-671 (166 amino acids)
Biological process (GO): regulation of DNA-templated transcription; chloroplast organization
Cellular component (GO): chloroplast
Molecular function (GO): double-stranded DNA binding
Source: RefSeq, a predicted model, not a curated record
UGAACAAUCUAAGCAAAGCCCCCAGUAGGGUUAAGAAUAAAACCAUUGGAGGGUUUGGGAGGUUUAACCGGCGCUGGCGGUGGGCUUCAAUUCUCAUAUUCCUUGCCGGAAAGGUCAGAUUCUGUCUUUGGGGUCUCAUAAAAGAGCUUCAUCGUAAGCCUAGAACACUUAUGUUUAAUCCGGUUCGACUUGAGGAGAUUGUUGAGGAGGUCAAAAGAAUGGGGAUCGAUACUUCGAGGAAGAAGUUUCUCGAUGUGGUUUUCGCUAUGAAAUCAAUGACCAAAUCCACAUUAGAUAAGAAGAUUGAUGUUUAUAAGAGAUGGGGUUGGUCUGACCAAGAGAUUCACGAAGCUUUCCGAAGGUAUCCGUUGUGUAUGACGGUUUCGGAAGAUAAGAUCAUGGCUAUAAUGGAUUUUCUGGUGAACAAAAUGGGCUACAGUUCGACUCUCGUUGCCAAACAAUCGAGUGUUUUAUCACGGAGUUUAGAGAAGAGGAUUGUCCCGAGGGCUUUGUUUGCUCGAGAAUUGUCAUCAAAAGGUUUGGUUAAUGACUUUAAAUUGUCUGUAUUGUUUGACACAUCGGAGAAGACGUUCAUCAGGAUGUUUGGUGACUGUUUCGUAAAGAAAGCACCCGAGCUCUUAAAGCUAUACAAAGAAAAUGUUGAGAAGUGAGUUAAUGUAGACUGCAGCGUUAACCUUUUUAUUGCCGUGCCGCCUGGAUUUUGGUUCAUUCUUUUGAUCUGAAGCUUGUUGUAGUUGUUGUAGUUGUAUUAUUUUCUUCCAUUAAUGAAACCUUAAGCUCAACAUGUUUGCUGUUUAAUUAAGUCUUGUUGGUUUGAAGUGCAUCUAAAUAGGUCUCGGAUUAGCGUCUUUGAUAUGCAGCAUAACCCGAAGUUUAUCUCGGUUUGGUAAUACAGUCAGCCUUACGAGAUGGCAUUUGGUAAGUUCGGGGCUCGAAUUUUAGCGUUUGUAGUCGCGUAAUGAGUUUCGUUUUACAGCUUUGUUAAUCUUCAUUUCUCUAAAUGCAAGUGUGAAACGAGUUUCAUUUGCAA